This is a messenger RNA of Culicoides brevitarsis, 837 nucleotides long. RefSeq lists its product as uncharacterized. The transcript has 2 exons. The record is from RefSeq and is a predicted model, not a curated record. Lineage: Eukaryota; Metazoa; Arthropoda; Insecta; Diptera; Ceratopogonidae. The coding region runs from base 205 to 837 and encodes 210 amino acids.
GAAAAUUGUGCAUUUAGAGUAGUGUGGUUGAGAGAAAAAAUAUUUUUUUUUACUGAAAAAUCAUCAAAAAAACCAAAACUUUUCUGUCCUCAUGUAACGUACAUAUCUAAAAAAAAACGUAAAAAAAUUAAUGAAAAAGUGAUAAAAUUACGGAUUGAAGAUUAAAACGAUAGCUGCCGGUAACGAAAUUCAUUAUUCCGUGGCAUGGGUAGUCAAGCAAGUAAUACAUCUUAUCCAGUUGCUUGUGUUGUAAUUGGUGCAGGUUCAUCGGGCGGUGGCGGCAUUCCCAAAUCACCCUCAUUUCACAGUAGUUUAGAGCUUGCCGAGGCAACGGGACGCCAAAUUGUCUCGCCCGAAAAUUGUAACUACUUUACGUUCGCAUCUCCCGCCGAAAUGAACAAUUCUUCUGACGAAAAUCCCACUGCCGGCAACGGGUUUGUCGCGAAGACAAUCCAAAAUUUCUCGCGUUUCCAAAAUAACGUGACAAAUAAUCAAUCGGUUGACAAUGAAAAUAACGACACAUCAUCCAAUAGUCUAACAAGAAGUAGUUUAGUUGGCAGUGUUAGUAAUAGUAUCGCUAAUCGCAUCAAUAGUAUUAAUGACAAAUUAAAUAAUGGCACGAAUAAUUUAGUAAAGAUGCCGCAGCAACAACAACAACAACAAAACAUAUCAACGAACGGAGACAAUAAGAAUUUACUGAGACCCGUAGCGGUUGCUGUCGUGAGCGGCGGAAGUCCGAGUCGUGCGCGUGAUAGAAAUAAUUUGAAUGGCGGCGUUUCGCCAAACUCAACAGUGAAUGGAUCGAUUCCAUUACCGCUAAUUAAAGGUUUUUUUUAA